Trichoderma atroviride IMI 206040 is the source of this 159-nucleotide messenger RNA. NCBI's taxonomy places the organism in Eukaryota, Fungi, Ascomycota, Sordariomycetes, Hypocreales, Hypocreaceae. The record is from RefSeq and is a predicted model, not a curated record.
AAUAUUAGAAUAAAUAAGCUAAGUAAUAAAUUAAACUUUAGAAAACUUAAACCUUUUAGAAUCUUAAAGAAAAUUAGUAAAGUUAACUAUAAAUUAGACUUACCUAAUAAUAUGCAGCUUAAAAUAGCUGUCUUUUAUAUAUUACUACUUGAAAAAGCA